CAAGAGCAGACUGCUUGUUAACAUGGAGAUCUCUCAAAUGGUGUUCUGGACAAUAUUUCUAAUAUCGGCGGUGGUCGGCAGUGAUGAAUCUGAACGCUAUACGACCUGUGCUCCAGAGAAACACUGUGUGCCUUACGAUUUGUGCUAUGAUGGCAUCUCUGUGGAUGGUAAUUUUUAUCCCGAUCGCAGUCGGACGCUUCUCGAUGAGCAGCAUUGUCACUAUAUGGAAAAAUGUUGCAAUAUAACUGAACCGCUUCCGGAUACAAGAAUUUAUAAAUACAAUGAUUCUAUGAUGACACUUCAACAUUGUGGUUCUCGUUUGGAUCUAUGGCUCCAUUUGCGUCCGUUGGGCUACAAGAAGCGGGAGGCCAAAUUUGCCGAGUUUCCCUGGCUGGUGGCCAUCUAUCGCGCCAAUGGAUAUUUAUGCAGUGGUGCUCUAAUCACACCACAUGCAGUUCUAACCGCUGCACACUGUGUACAGAACGAUGCCGCAUCCGAUUUGCAUUUGGUGGCCGGCGAGUGGGAUGCGGCGGUGCAGUUAGAACCAUUGACGCAUCAGGAACGUGCAGUGGCCGAUUUGGUGCUGCAUCCAAACUACACCCAAUCGCCCUCAGGUCACAAUAUAGCGUUGCUGCUGCUCCAUCCGGAAUCGCCCUUUGAGCUGGCUCCGCACGUGCAAGUCAUUUGCCUGCCGCCGCCGCAAUUCAUCUACAACUUCAGUCAGUGCUAUGUGGCAGGCUGGCGACGCGCCGACUUCAAUGGCAACGAGACGCUGCCGAAGCGUUCGCCACUCUUCGUCCUACCCCGGGAUCAGUGUGCAUCGAAACUGCGCUUGGCAAUAUUGGGUCGUCGCUAUGCGCUCAAUGAUACGCUGCUCUGCACCGGCGGCGACAAGGACGAUUUCGUUUGUGGCGAUAUGGGCGCCAUUCCCCUCAUGUGUCCAUUGCCUGGCAGCGAUGAUCGGUUUAUGCUCGCCGGACUGCUGGCACGUGCGACCCGCUGCGAUGCUCCCCAACUGUUGGGCAUCUACUCGAACAUCAAGUUCUACAGGCGCUGGAUAGAUCACAAGCUGAGAGAACGAGAUCUGGACAUUAGACAAUAUAUGUUGUAAGGCAGAUUAAGCGAUGACUAAACGAGUAAGCAUGCUCAAGUCGAGAGAGCUCGCUGUCCCUUUCUUAAUAUAUAUAUAUAUAUAGUAUAACUUUAGAGUUGAUCAACAUUAUCACUAAGUGUAUUAAAUAAUUGUUGGAAAGUUA
Messenger RNA from Drosophila grimshawi, 1256 nucleotides. Its product is annotated as phenoloxidase-activating factor 2. Gene Ontology annotation, biological process: proteolysis. The record is from RefSeq and is a predicted model, not a curated record. Bases 23 to 1111 code for a protein of 362 amino acids. The transcript is spliced from 2 exons. Gene Ontology annotation, molecular function: serine-type endopeptidase activity. Lineage: Eukaryota; Metazoa; Arthropoda; Insecta; Diptera; Drosophilidae.